AUGGAAGAAGUAACCCUGAAAGCUGUAAGGGCUACUGCAAGGAGUACUCCAAGAACCAGAAACAAGGGAAAGAAGAUGGGGUUGUUCAACAAGAAGAAGUUGAGGAAUGUGCGCGCUCUUGUUUUCUUGCUCGCUUGCAGCCAACAGUGCACUUUAUCGAGAUGCGAUUUGAGCUCUCGGAAACUUGUCGCCAGCAUAUUCCCCAACUUCAAGUUUAGAUACAUUCCGCCCUCACCAAAGGAGGAAGAUGAGGAGAAAAUAGUGCGCACGUUCCCUGAUGGAACCAAGUACACCAUGAUGACUAGGCUGGGUCAGGACAAGUACAUAUUCAGAUUGCGUCACAACAACACCAAUGGAUUUUACAUGGUGCCUAAGGAAGAGAACCGUAUAGUUCCAUGGUAUCAACAAGAAAAUCCGGUUAUCCCGCUCGUCGAGAGUAUCUUGGAUGUUGUGAAAUGGCAGGCGACGGUGAUCAAGGGAAAACUUUUGAUGUUCGGAGCACAUAUUAUGGGACAAGACGUAGGCUCAAUGUGUGAGUCGGCUGUGCAAGGGAAGUGGCCUUUUUUUUUGGCAAACAAACAGAGUCCAGAGUCCUUCAGGAAGUCUUGCGUGGAUCUGUUCAACUCCUACGUUUCGGAAGCUGCAGACACGAAGAAGUGGCUGAGCAUCAAUGACGAGCACGAGACCCCGGAUGAGAGGCCCCUCCAUGUUCAAAGCGACCUGGAAUGGUCGGAGGAACUGCUGGCAAUAUAUCACAACUUCUCGUGGUUCAGGAGGUACCUAGAGAGAACGUCGAUAUAUGAGGAGCAUGAUGAAAUGGAGGCCAAACUUCAACCAAACUUGUUGUUCGCCACCCAAGAAGACUUGACGGAGAGCCAAGAUGGUAGAUAUCUAGGUUACAUCCAUUUCUCGAGGCUCCCGAACAGACACAUCGCUGAGACCAUUGGGAUCCCGAAAGAGAAUCCUGUCCCAAAGGCGAUUCUGAGCAAGGAAGCAGAAGGGAAGGUGAAGGAGAUGAAUGAUCUUGUAAACGAGUAUGUAAAAGGACAAGACAAGAGAAAACUGUCAAAGAUACAUGAGCUGAUGACCGUCGAGCUGCCGAGAUUGAAGCUUGCAAAGAAGCUGGACAAGGACAUGACGUAUACAGAGUUGAUGCUCAACAGAAGUCUAUGGUCCUUGCAAGAGAUGAACGAGACAGAUGCGUCCUUGAUGAUAGCUUGCGCGAUGGGGGAUCUGAAUACGGUUGUUGAGUUGGUGAAACGAGGCGCAAAUGUGAAAGCCAUGGAUGGGUAUGGAAGAACAGCGUUGCAUUACUGCGCCCUUGGGCCCUCCUUCCAAAGUCGCAUCCCUGCUCUGCUGGUACAACUAGGAGCCGACAUCGACGAGCAAGACGACGAUGGGCAGACACCCUUGAUGGCAGCCGCCAUCUCUGGAGCGUAUCACACGUGCAAGACACUGGUCGAGCUGGGAGCAGAUCUAGAGAGAAGAGGAUGGGGACUGAGGACGAGCCUUCACUGGGCUGCAGAUCUCGGGAUGGUGGAGAUUGUGAAGCUGCUGGUCGAGAACGGAGCGGAUCUCGCUCUCGAGGAUGCACUGGGAUAUGACGUGUUCACGAUAGCCAAAGAGCGGCAGCACAAGACCAUGUUCAAGUACAUCAGGGAGUACAAGGAUACUCACCAAGACAGGUUCAUUCAGACGGAGACAAAACAUAUCUUUGGAGGAGUCUGGUUUGAUCCUACCUUGCAUCCAAAAUCUCCGAUCUGGGAAGAUAUUGCAGAGUUCGAGGAGGAUUGGUACGAGGAGAUGGGACUCCCCAAAGAGCUCGCGGGAAGGAAGGAGUUGCUCAAUUUUUCGCCAAAGGGGAGGAAAAGAUUCGUCGACAAGCACAAGCAUGAGCCUGGAUUCUUGAAUUGGGACAUCCUGAAGGAGAUGAAGAUUGGGAUGGGACCUGGGGAGUACAACAUCUUUGACAAAAUUGACGGAUUCGAAGAGUGA
This is a messenger RNA of Guillardia theta CCMP2712, 1995 nucleotides long. RefSeq lists its product as hypothetical. The record is from RefSeq and is a predicted model, not a curated record. Gene Ontology annotation, cellular component: cytoplasm; nucleus. The transcript has 33 exons. Gene Ontology annotation, molecular function: protein binding. The coding region runs from base 1 to 1995 and encodes 664 amino acids. Lineage: Eukaryota; Cryptophyceae; Pyrenomonadales; Geminigeraceae.